This is a messenger RNA of Linum trigynum, 2720 nucleotides long. The record is from the annotation of a GenBank genome assembly. Lineage: Eukaryota; Viridiplantae; Streptophyta; Magnoliopsida; Malpighiales; Linaceae.
CCAUCACUUGAACCAACAGAUUCCAAACAAAAGAUCCCUCUAAAAUCUUCUCCACGAAAUCAAAUCAAGACAUGGCUUUUUUUAUUAUUAUCAUAACUCAAAACAAUAACACGCUAGUCAAACAUUGAUACCCAUUAGGAAACUAUAGAUAGCUUUCUUGGGUCAGGAUGAGAUCCAAGGUGAUUGAUUUCAAUGGAUUCCUUCACUAGCAAGACAAAGCUAGCAAUAAAAUGUCUGUAGGAAAUCCUACCACCAUCUGAAUGAAAAAUGCAAGAGAUUUAGUCCAAAACAACAAUCAACAACUCAAUCAACAACUCAAUCCACCGACCACCAUCAAUAUCACUUACACCCACCAGGGGAAGGGUCGGAGCAGAGGAACCAGGAGGUGGGCGGCGGGUGUGGACCGUCGGCGUUGGCGGGAUGUGAGACUACGCGCAGAGCAGAGGAGAAGGAGGAGGGCGGCGGGACUGAAGGGCGGCAGGACUGGAGUCGGCGGGAGGCGGCGAUGUGGAGGCGCGGAGCAGAGUAGCAGGGGGAGGGCGGCGCGGUAUGGAUUCGAACGUCGGCCGUCGGCGGGGAGGUGGGGACUUGGAGGCUCAGAGCAGAGGAGUAGCAGGGGGAGGGCGGCCGGCGACUGGAAUGGAGACGGGAUCCAGAUUCGGCGGCGACGGGAAUGGAGACGGGAGGAGGACACAGGUUUGGCGGCGAGAAUUGAUUUCAGAGAGGGAGAGGUUUGGUGGCGGCGUGCUACUCUCUGCUGGGAGGUUUGGUGGCGGCCAAAAUUUGGGGUUGGAGGAGGACAGGAGGUCGACUGACUCAAUGACAAAAUUUGGGGUUUGGUGGCGGCCACAUUAGAGAUAUUAGGGUUUUACCUAUAUCCGGGUAUCCACGGGUCGGGUUCCCCCAAACCCGAACCCGACCCAACCCGCCCAGCCAGCCAUCGUGUUUUAACCCGAACCCGACCCGAACCCAGUCAACACGGAUUUUACCCGGUUUGACCGGGUCGGGUCGGGCGGGUACCCGCGGGUCCGGGUUUUAUUGCGAUCCCUAAGCGCCGGUGCCAUUUUCGAGUUUAUUUAUGUGUUAAAUAAUUUUUAUGUUUUCUAGUUAGUUUGAGAUUUGUUUUUCUAUUCUUUUUAGGUUAGCUUUAUGUUUUUGAGACCUCUAUAAAUAGAGGAUGUAAGACUUACGAAUUUUGUACCCAAUAUUCAAGUUAUCAAUCAAAGUUGAGUUCAAGUUCAUUGCGAACGAGUUCUUUUGUGCAAGAUUUCUGUCGAGGAUUCCAGGAGAUUGUACGUGUCUCUUAUCAACUAGAGAACGCGCCUAGUUGUGGCGAGCAUCUACCCUAUAUCAAUUGCCCCUUUCCACAAGUUGAUUUUGUCUGAUUGGUUUAAUAUACCAAUUGCCCUUUGUCACGAGUUGGGAUUGUCCGAUUGAUUCCGCAUCUAUCUUUUAUUUCAAGUUGUUCAAGUUGGAGAAAAGCUUCGAAAAUCCUUAAAAAGAAGGAAGGUUGCGUACUUUGGUAAUAUAAUCCGAGUUCGAGGAUCCUCUUCGAAUCAGGAUCACAUCAAGGACCUUUUUUAGAGUGACAUUCCCUUUAACAGAAGGAAGGAUGAGUGAAGAAGUAAAGGUCGAGCCAACUUUGCAAUCUCUUCAAGAGUCUUUGCUGCAACUUACUACAACUAUCCAACAGUUGGUACUAAACCAACAACAUGAUAGGGGCAGGAGUCAACCUAGGAGGGUUGUUCGAGGUGCUCGCAUUAACAACAAACACGAAGAAGAAGACCGAAAGAGAGCUACUCAUGGAGAUAUCAAGAUUAAAAUCCCUCCAUUUUCUUGAAAGAGUGAUCCUGAAGAAUUUUUGGAUUGGGUGGACAAAGUUGAUUAUGCUUUUGAGUGUCAAGACUAUGAAGAAUUCGUCAAAGUUCAUCUUGUAGCAGCUGAACUUACCGGUUAUGCUAGCUUAUGGUGGCGAAAAACUAAAGCUCAAAAGAGGAAUCCUGUUGAGGAUUGGGAAACCAUGAAGAGAUUGAUGAAUGAAAGAUUUGUGCCAGGAUAUUACAAGCAAGAACUAUACUACAAAUUUCAAAAUAUUGAGCAACCAGGCAAGAGUGUGGUAGGUUAUGUUACAGAAUAUGAGAUGUUGCAGAUGAGGUGCAAACUCAAUGAAACUGAAGAGAUGGACAUAGCUCGUUUCAUGAGGGGGUUACGCAAAGAAAUAGCGAAUGUGGUGGAGUUACAAACCUAUUACACUUUGGAGGAAGUCAUUCAAUUGGCUAUCAAAGUCGAGAAGCAAAAAACAUACAAUGAAGGUACUAGAGGUACCCCCUCCUCUUAUCACAUCGAGGGCCAUAGAUUGGAAGCAUGAAGAGCGCCCUAAAACCACCCCUAAACCUGAACAGUCACGAAGAGAGGAGUACAAGGAGAAGACAGUUGCCAAGUAUGGGCAGACUAGCACCAUUAAAUGCUUCAAAUGCCAAGGUAGAGGACAUAUUGCUUCCCAAUGUCCCAAUCGACGAGCUAUCAUCAUGAGGGGACUCCCUCCUGAUUAUGAGAGUGAAAAGAAAGAUGAACUAGAUGAAGAAAAUGGCGAGAUAAUCUGAUGGAGAAUUGUUUGUUGUUAGAAGACUUUUUAGAUCUCAAGUAAAGGAUGACGAGCAACGAGAAAAUUUGUUUCACAUACAUGGCAAGAUCAAAGAGAACAAAUGCUUAUUCAUUGU